Xenopus tropicalis (tropical clawed frog) is the source of this 2113-nucleotide messenger RNA. It is a transcript of the gene sfrpx, whose product is annotated as secreted frizzled-related protein. The record is from RefSeq and is marked provisional. Gene Ontology annotation, cellular component: extracellular region. Lineage: Eukaryota; Metazoa; Chordata; Amphibia; Anura; Pipidae.
GCCGAGCAGGGGUGUAUGGAGUUGAAGUUAAACUUGGGCUGAUCAUUUCCUAUUGUUCUGCUGCUGCUGCCGGGGGACUGGGUCGCUCCCUCUACACAAGAACCUGGGGGGUCAGUUUGUAGGGAUUGUGGGCACCAUUGUGGCCCUUGUAAUGCCCCAGUGCCAUCCCUCCGGUUAGCCUGUGGGGCACUAGGGCUGCUUCUUGCUGAUGGGACGCCCUUCUGGAUGUCACACUGAGAAGUACUCGGCCCUUCUAUGGACUUCUGAUUCCCUAUUGUGCAACUCAUUGGCAGAACCCUGAGGCACUGUUAGAGCUGAAAGUCCCCCCCAUAUCUGAGCCAUGAGGUUCCUGCUGCUGUUCCUGGGCAUCGUGGGCAACCUGUGCCCCUCAGCGGCCCUGCCCUUCAUUCUCACCCAGCUGAGCACCCGUAAGAGCAGCUGCAAAGCCAUCCCCAGCAGUAUGACCCUGUGCCACGGCGUGGGCUACAGCGAGAUGCGCCUGCCCAACCUACUGGGCCACGACACCAUGAAGGAGGUUCUGCAGCAGGCGGGCUCCUGGGUUCCGCUCCUCACCAAGCAGUGCCACGCAGACACCAAGAAGUUCCUGUGUUCUCUCUUUGCCCCCGUGUGCCUGAGCGAGCUGGAGGAGGCCGUGUACCCGUGCCGCUCCCUGUGCGAGGCAGUGCGGGACGGCUGCACCCCUGUCAUGGCAGCCUUUGGCUUCCCCUGGCCUGAUAUGUUCAACUGUACCCAGUUCCCUCUGGGAAAUGAGCUGUGUGUGCCCCCUGCUGGCAGCGAGGAUAAGCAGCAAGAGGUGAAAGAAGAGGCCCCCUGCUCCGCCUGCCGUAACCGGGGUGAUGCUGACAAGGAUUUCCUACAGAACUACUGCUCCUCUGAUUUUGCUCUGAAGAUAAACAUCCGCUCGGUCUCCACCCUGGAAGGAGACGUCAUGGUGGUCCCGGAGGCGAGGAGUCGGACCGUGUACAAGAGCAAGGGCUGGAGCGACGAGGAGCUGAGGAAGACCGUGCUGUGGCUGUCGGAUGGGGACAACUGCCUCUGCCAGGACAUUCACGAGCCAGGGGCCACCGUGCUGGUUCUGGGUCACCGGGCCGACGACAGGCUGGUCAUCUCCUGGGUCCGAAAGUGGCAAAAGAGCGAGAAGGAAACCAAGAGAUUCUCCAGAACUGUGCGUAAGCUGCAAUGCUAGGUACUGCUAGUGGCACGGAGAGGGGGGUCCGGUAUCUUGUCCCCGGAACCCGCCCAUUCAUUUGGGUCUCGGUGGUCCCUCCGGUGCCGCCAGCUCUGAUUGGAUAGAACUGCUAACCUGUUGGCAUCUGUGGGAUAUAAUCAGCAGCUGGAACAGCCCGGAGUCCUCCCUAGAUGCAUUGUUCUAUUGGGUUUGUGGGCCGGCACCGACAGUGGGACUAAAGUGUAUGUUGCCUGGGACUGAGGAACCGUGGGCCCAAGGGCUAACUCUCAUUUUAAUUCAUGUUAGUUUGUGUGUGUGGGGGAGGGGGGGCAAUGGUGGCCCUAUUUCCCAUGGCUCCGCCCACAGAGGGUCAGUGAGAAUCCCCUAUAGGCCCACCCACUGUGCUUAGUCAGUAUAUGUGCUUCCUUAUAGAAGUAUAUGGGGGUCUAUAGAACUGACAGGGGGGCUUCUUUAUGUCCAUUCCUCCCCCCCCCCCAGCAUCAGCCAAGCAACACUCCGCUGGCCCCCCAUUCACCCUCAGGCCUUCUACCCCUGUACGUGUGGGUGCAGAGACCCUGUAUAUAAUGAACCCUUUGUCCUUUCUCCUUACUCAUGAGCUGUGCCCUGGGGCUGCGCAGACACCCCCCCCCCCCCCCCAUUCCUAUAAUAAGAAACAGAUGUCAGAACAAGUUCCUACAGAGCAGGGAACGGCCCCCCCGGGAGAUGGGGAUUUUCAUUUAAUGAUGGACUGACUGCUGAGCUAGAGACCCGCUCUGUCCGGUACCGGGGGGCCCAGGGUGGGGGGAUCCUCGUUACAGAGGGUUCAGCCCACACAAUCAUUCCCCAUUUUUAUAACAGCCCUGUAUUUGUUUAUACGUUACACAGUUUUAUAUAGUUCUUAUAAAGAGACAUCUUGUAGAGCGA